UUUUACUUUUAUUCAAUUAUUGUUUUAAGUUGCUUUGCCUCUAACAUCCUUAUGAAUAACCCACUAUUCAAUUUAGUUCCCACGCGUAACAAAAUCAGAAUUGGAGCAAUACCAUUUGGUAAUUAGCGUUUGGCACAAAGAUCUGCUUUCACAAAACGCACCCAUUGGAGAGGCGUCGAUAAGCCUCCGCGACUACGACUGGGACUCGGCUUGUCCCAUAUGGUAUCAACUCGAAGGGAAGACGGAGAUUCCACCCGAUCCAUGUCCAUGGAAAACAGCGACAGCGAACGUCCACAUUCGCCUGACGUUCUCACUGUGGGAUCGAGAACGUCGGAUCGGCCCACUGUCACUGCUUCUUCGAGACGUACAGUUUUCCGAAAUACCUCCACAAAUUCUAGCACAUCGUCACGCAACUCUCGUGGCGUCCGCGUAA
Molecule: messenger RNA, 433 nt
Organism: Strongylus vulgaris
Lineage: Eukaryota; Metazoa; Nematoda; Chromadorea; Rhabditida; Strongylidae
Source: the annotation of a GenBank genome assembly